AUGCGGAUGAUAACCUUGAAAGGGUGGCUCAAACUUAAAGUCGAUAUGGACCUCAUAAUGCAUGGUUGGUUUUCUGAGGCGUGUGAUGCGUUUCCUGGACAGGCGUUUAGCCUUAAGGUUAAGAAGGUUUUGUUCGACGAGAAAUCGGAAUUUCAGCAUAUGCUUGUUUUUGAAAGCGAGACUUACGGACGCGUCUUGGUGCUUGACGGCCACAUACAACUGACAGAACGUGACGAAGCUUACUAUCAGGAAAUGAUCGCCAACAUCUCCUUAAAUGUUCACCCGAACCCCAGGAGGGUGUUGAUUAUCGGCGGUGGUGAUGGUGGCGUCGCGAGAGAAGUUGCCCGUCAUCCUUGCGUGGAACACAUCGACUUGGUUGAAAUCGAUCCACUAGUAUUGAAAGUGGCACGCAAUUAUCUGCCCUUCACUGCUUGUGGAUUAGAUCACCCAAAAGUGACUGUCCACACAGCUGAUGGGGCUUCGUUUUUGAGAGAACGGUUGACUUCAGGACAGAAAUAUGACGUCAUUAUCACCGAUUCCACCGACCCUGGUGGUCUUGCCACACCUCUCUUUACAAAGGAGUAUUUCCAGUCGCUGCACCAAUCUCUCACAGAUAAUGGAAUUAUUUGUAACCAAGGUAAGCGCCUGAUGGACGGUAAACUGGCCACUCACCACUAUAGUUUAUCGUCGCUGAUCCAUUUUUCACAAACUGCGUCUUCUAAAUGUGUUUAUCCAACUUGUAUUGUUUUUUUAGGUGAAACGAUGCUCUUGGAAGUCCCUAUGAUCCAAAAACUACUAAGCUUUUGUAGAGAAAUUUUUCCGGUUGUCGGUUACGCCUACAACAUCAUGCCAACGUACCCGUGUGGUCAUAUCGGCUAUGUCAUCGCUAGCAAAAGCAAGGACACCGAUCUGCGCGAGGCGAUUCGUGACGCGCCAGCUGAGUGCACAUUUUACACCAAGGCACUUCACAAGGCGGCGUUCGUGCUCCCCAAGUGUUAUGAAAGAGUGAGUUGA
Molecule: messenger RNA, 1014 nt
Organism: Mesocestoides corti
Lineage: Eukaryota; Metazoa; Platyhelminthes; Cestoda; Cyclophyllidea; Mesocestoididae
Source: the annotation of a GenBank genome assembly